CAACACACUCACAGCUGACUGUUGUUGUUGUCAUCACUUCUGGAGGUUUAUCACCGAAAACAAUGUCCACAGUCUGUGAUAAUAGCGGUGAAGAACAACUGGAACAGUGUCUCUAUCGAUACAAAGAUGAGUUAUCACUCGUCAACUCAUCGCUAGAUUUGGAUCAAACCAACGAAGAGUUGGUAGAAUUGAGAGACAAAUUACUUGAGAUAAUCGCUUUGACCGAAGCCGAUUUAAUUGGUGUCAAAAAAGCGCGACUUUUAGCUCAACUCGAUUCACAACAAUUCAGUGAUAACUCAAACAACGAUGUCGUCAGCGCUGGCGAACCAAAGCCAUCGACAUCUUCGUCGACAUCACCCGAAGACAGCCUCAACACCGCCGACGAGACAGACGUAGCGUUGGAUGCGCUGAACGACUCGUUAACCUCAUUGAAUGGCAAGGAAUGUCGGGUCCCGUUGUGCGGGACCAACGGUGCCGUCAGUUAUCACAACGCGAUCCUAAUGACCACCGAUGACGGCGUCGACGGCACCAGUGAUACCAUUACAGUGAAGGCCUUCUUCACAUAUCCGACGACCAAAUCGAUGCUCUCGUGUCCGCACUAUCUGUCGGCGAAGUGUCGCUAUUCGGACGACAAGUGCCGGUACUCUCACGGACUGGACGUCCUCUUGACGGACAUUAAGCCCUACGAAGCGGUCGACUAUUCGACGCUCAGUCGCGACUCCAUAUGUUUGGCCAAAAACUCUGAGGACUCUCUUUGGCACAAAGCGGUCGUCGACGACAUCCGCGACGAUAAGAUUGUCGUCAAGUAUUGCGACGAAGACGUUGUCGACAGCCUCGACAUCGAGGACGUGUUGCCAUUGAGUGGUAGUGACGCGGAUUGUCUUCGCGGUGGCCGCGAGUUGUCGUUAAGUGAUUACACGAGCGAUAGUAAUGGCGACCAAUUGAUGGUCACUAUGUUUAAGAGCGGUUCCCAAGCGAUGGCUGAAUGGGAAACACACACCAAAGGCAUCGGAUCUAAACUGAUGGCCCGCAUGGGUUACGUGUGGGGACAGGGAUUGGGUCGCAAUGGCGAGGGUAUUGUCGAGCCCGUCGAGGCCUACGUCUACCCGUCCGGCAAGUCGUUGGACACGUGCAUCGAAUUGAGAGACAAAUACCAGAAUUCGGAUCAAUUGAGAGCCCGAAUCAAACUGAAGGAGAAGACUCUGCGGAAGACUAUCAGUGAUGGCUAUAAUCGCUGCAAACCAGAGGACAGUGUCUUUGAUUUCAUCAAUAAUAAAGUGUUUGCCAUAAAGAAAGACAAUUCAAAGCCGUCGUCGAGUGGCGGGUCGUCAGCGCCGGUGUCCGCGAAGGAUCUGAAGGCUAAGAAUGACCAGUCGUUGAACGUAUCGGCGCUCAAGAUAUCGGAAGACAUCCGCAAAGCGGAGUCGGAGUUAAAGCGAUUGCAGGACUCGAUGGCCAGGAAUCAGACGAGAGAUCCGGUGAUGUAUAACCAGUUGCGGCAAAGAGUGGACAAACAGAACCAACUGAUCGCCGGUCUUAAGCGCAAAGAGUCGCUCAUUAAUAGGGAACAGAACUCGAGGUCUAAUAAACAGAAGUUAAGCAUUUUUUGA
This is a messenger RNA of Oppiella nova, 1610 nucleotides long. The record is from the annotation of a GenBank genome assembly. Lineage: Eukaryota; Metazoa; Arthropoda; Arachnida; Sarcoptiformes; Oppiidae.